CCACUUUACUCUUUGACCCAAAAUCAUUUUCAUCUUCACAAAAAACUCAUCUUAACCGAUGUGGUUGAUUCCAUAAUCAAUAGUUCCAACAAUAUUUAUAUUUAUAACUUAGAAAUACUCAAAAGGGUGAUGCUGUUUCUUGUUUUUGAGAUUUGUCAAGUGUUUUUCACAGAUUAACUUAAAUGCCUCACAACCAAGGGGGAGGACCUGCUCCUACACUAAUCAAAGCUGAGAUGCCAUGCACAGCUGCUCGAAGAAGCAAUCUUUCUCACAAAGAUCGUGUCUUGUUGAAGACCGUGGAGGGUAUACUCAACCAGCCAACUAUGAAGAAAUUUGAUCUCCUCAAAGGUCAACUGCUAGAUUCAGGGAUAAAUAGUGCAGACUCCCUAGAGGGUGUUGUCUCCUUGAUAUUUGACAAGGCUAUACUGGAACCAACAUUUUGCCCGAUGUAUGCCCAGCUGUGUUCUGAUCUCAAUGAAAAGCUGCCUCCAUUUCCUUGUGAUAAACCUGGUGGCAAUGAGAUCACGUUCAAGCGUGUUCUAUUGAAUAACUGUCAGCAGGUGUUUGAAGGUGCUGACAAAUUUCGAGAAGAGGCGAGGCAAAUGACAGCCCCUGAGCCGGAGUCGGAACGUAAGGACAAAGAAAGGCUGAUCAAAAUUCGCACGCUUGGCAAUAUUAAGCUUAUUGGAGAGCUUUGGAAGCAAAAGAUGGUCACUGAAGCGAUUGUUCAUCGCAUCGUUCAGGAACAAUUAGGACAAGAUCCUAAAAGUUGUCCGGAAGAAAAGAAUGUUGAAGCCAUUUGUCAGUUUUUCAACACCAUCGGCAAGCAGCUUGAUGAGAACCAAAAUUCAAGGCGCAUCAACGAUGUGUACUUUAACCGGUUGAAAGAACUAUCAAAAAACCCUCAGUUGUAUCCACGGCUAAGGUUUAUGGUUCGUGACGUGCUUGAUUUACGUUCCAAUCACUGGGUCCCUAAGGGGGAAGAGCAUUCCUGAUGCGGAUAUUGGGAAUGGGAUGACCAAGCUUUACCGGAGAAAGCUUACAUACGAAAUUUAGAGGAGUUGUUGAAAUACGUCAAGAUUGAACGGGACAAUUUGAAGAUUGAAAAGGAAAAUUUGAAGAUUGAAAUGAUCAAUUUGAAGAGUGAACGUGACAAUUUGAAGAAUGAAAGGGAUUAUUUGUCGGAAGUGGUUGCUACCUUGGAGGCAACGAACAAAGCUAGGACAUUUGAGGAGAAGUAUUCUAUGGUGAAAUUCAAUCUUAUGAUUUCAUGGGUUCUUUUUGUUGGGAUUUUGGUCGGAUUGAUGAUAAAGUGAAUUCGAGAUGUAGUGUUAGUUGUUAGUUUUUGAUGAUGCUAAUAUGUAUGUGUAGUAGUUUAAGAACCGAUGGUUUUUUUCUCUUGGAGGUGUGGUGAAUGUAGUAAUUUGGAAGUAAUGUUUGUAAGGUCCUUGUUUGUAAUGUAUGGAUGUGGAACUCUUUCAAUUUUAGUGCAUAUGGUUUCGUUGAACUU
Molecule: messenger RNA, 1510 nt
Organism: Lycium ferocissimum
Lineage: Eukaryota; Viridiplantae; Streptophyta; Magnoliopsida; Solanales; Solanaceae
Product: eukaryotic translation initiation factor-like
Exons: 6
Coding region: 183-995 (270 amino acids)
Cellular component (GO): eukaryotic translation initiation factor 4F complex
Molecular function (GO): protein binding; translation initiation factor activity; mRNA binding
Source: RefSeq, a predicted model, not a curated record